Messenger RNA from Prosopis cineraria, 1704 nucleotides. RefSeq names its product 7-dehydrocholesterol reductase. Gene Ontology annotation, cellular component: endoplasmic reticulum membrane. Gene Ontology annotation, molecular function: oxidoreductase activity, acting on the CH-CH group of donors, NAD or NADP as acceptor. The coding region runs from base 69 to 1373 and encodes 434 amino acids. The transcript has 13 exons. Gene Ontology annotation, biological process: sterol biosynthetic process; brassinosteroid biosynthetic process. Lineage: Eukaryota; Viridiplantae; Streptophyta; Magnoliopsida; Fabales; Fabaceae. The record is from RefSeq and is a predicted model, not a curated record.
CGUCCCUGAAAGAAAUCAAAUCAGAUUUUGGAAGGGAGCUGAGAGUGUGCAUUCGCAGAGCCAUUACAAUGGCGGAGCCCAAGACUGUACACUCACCUGUCCUGACCUACUUUUCCAUGAUAUCUCUUCUCUCACUUUGCCCUCCAUUCGUCAUCCUCUUAUGGUAUACAAUGACACAAGCUGACGGGUCUGUUUUACAGACUUGGGAUUAUUUGAAACAGAAUGGGCUGCAAGGAUUUCUGAACAUAUGGCCCAGACCCACUGCUACGGCUUGGAAAAUAAUCGGUGUGUAUGCUGCAUUUGAAGCAGCACUUCAACUUCUUCUACCUGGUAAAAGGGUCGAGGGCCCCAUAUCUCCUACUGGCAACCGACCUGUGUACAAGGCAAAUGGAGUGGCAGCAUAUUUGGUGACAUUGAUUACUUAUAUUGGCCUCUGGUGGUUUGGAAUAUUCAACCCAACAAUUGUGUACGAUCACUUGGGGGAGAUAUAUUCAGCACUCAUUUUUGGAAGCUUUGUCUUCUGUAUUUUCUUGUACUUGAAAGGUCAUUUUGCACCAUCGUCUACUGAUUCUGGCUCAUCUGGGAACAUGAUCAUCGAUUUUUACUGGGGUAUGGAGCUCUAUCCACGAAUUGGGAAAAAUUUUGACAUAAAAGUUUUUACAAAUUGCAGAUUUGGAAUGAUGUCUUGGGCUGUUCUUGCACUGACCUACUGCAUAAAGCAGUAUGAGGAAACUGGGAAAGUCGCUGACUCAAUGCUUGUAAAUACUGCAUUAAUGCUGGUGUAUGUUAGCAAGUUUUUCUGGUGGGAAGCUGGAUAUUGGAACACAAUGGAUAUUGCUCAUGACCGAGCGGGUUUUUAUAUUUGCUGGGGCUGCUUGGUGUGGGUUCCAUCUGUUUAUACAUCUCCUGGAAUGUACCUUGUCAACCAUCCUGUAAAUCUUGGCACUCAGCUUGCAAUCUUUAUUCUUGUGGCUGGCAUUCUCUGCAUAUACAUCAACUAUGAUUGUGAUAGGCAAAGACAAGAAUUUCGUCGGACAAAUGGGAAAUGCUUAGUCUGGGGAAAACCUCCAUUAAAGAUAGAGGCCUCCUAUACCACCACUACUGGUGAAACAAAAACCAGCCUUCUUUUAACAUCCGGAUGGUGGGGUUUAUCUCGUCAUUUCCAUUAUGUCCCAGAAAUACUUUCUGCUUUCUUUUGGACAGUUCCUGCUCUAUUCAAUCACUUUUUGCCCUACUUCUAUGUGAUAUUUCUUACCAUCCUUCUCUUUGAUCGAGCGAAAAGGGAUGAUGAUCGGUGUAAAUCCAAGUAUGGUAAGUACUGGAAAUUAUAUUGCAACAAGGUGCCUAGCAAAAUCAUUCCGGGAAUCUACUGAAGAAGGAUGCUGAUUAUUGCAAUGUUUGGUACCUGAAGUGUUUUCUAGAAAAGAAAUAGGAAAUGUACCUGGAAAGAAAAUGAGAUAGGUGCAUUUUUUAUUUCCUUCUUAUAAAAUAUUUUUCUUCAUACCAAACAUUACAUAAGGGUUUUUACUUGGACCUUAACUUCGUGGCUUUUUUGCCAUGUGUACCUAUUUUGUCUUGAUGCCCUUGUUUCCCAUACUUAAUUUAAAUGCAUGGGGGAUUUCAUCUCUAAGACGGUCAUCAAGCCUAGUUUUAAGCAUGUGUUCUAACUUUCAAUGAUUAGUUGUAGUCUUUUUUUUUUUUUUU